Molecule: messenger RNA, 3236 nt
Organism: Oldenlandia corymbosa var. corymbosa
Lineage: Eukaryota; Viridiplantae; Streptophyta; Magnoliopsida; Gentianales; Rubiaceae
Source: the annotation of a GenBank genome assembly
GUGAAGAUGGACCAAAAGAAAACAAAUAAAUUUUGGGGGGAAAUUAAAAAAAAUAAUAAUAAAAUAAAAUUAGGAGAAUUUCACAAUCAAAAAUUUGGAAUAAUGGGAUUGGGGGGCCAGGUCUCCAAGACAACGUGAACCGAAGUUAGCAAUUCGUGCAUGCAAUCAAACCCAAAAACGACAACGUAUGACGUCUCGUCAUCAUCAUUUUCAUCAAACAUCAAAUCCGGGAAGAAGACGAGUCAACAAAAAAAAAAAAAUUGGAAUGAAAUAAACAUGGCUAAGAAAGUCUUCUCCAAUCUCCGCUCCUUUUGGGCUACGCGUCGGCAACGCUAUGAAUAUGGGGCAACUCCGAUCCUAGCGCGUGUGCGUCCCCACGCGCUUGAUCUUUUCCAUUUCCCAGAUUCCUGAAAUCUAUAUCCUAAACUCCCCACCAUGCAUAAUCAAUGAGAAUUUCUGGAUGUGAAGACAACCCAACUUAAUCCUUUUUCUUAUAGUUCUUUUGGUUCUUUUUCCCUUUCACAUUCAUUCAAAGAACCCACCAAAACCUUCAUCUUCUUCAGGUAAUUUGAUUUCCUUCCUCCCCUGUUAAUACUUUUGAUCAUUGUUAGCUAGCUCUGGUUGUUGUUGUUGUUGUUUUCUGUCAAUUCUAAACUUAUGACUUGAGAUAGAACCUGGGUUUUUAAUUUUUUUUAAAGAUUCGGUUUUUAGCCGCAGUUGGUUUGACUUUAUGUGAUCAUUUGGAAUUAAGGGGUUGAAAAAAUUAUAUGAAGAUUAUGACGUUUUUAAAUCGUCUUAAACCCAAGAAGUUUCGUGGUAUUUUCAAUGGAGUAUGUGCUGUAGUCUUUCUGGUUUUAUUGUCCUACAAUGGAGAUAAUAUUCAAAGUCCUCUGUAUGAGCUGUCCCGUCUUAAGCUUCCUUAUGAAGGGCUAUUAGGAGGAAGUCAUGAUCGUGGAUUAGUAAGUCAUUUCGGGGUUGAGGUUGAAGUGAAUCGGAGGAAAAUUCAAGAGGAUGUCACUAUUUCGUCAAAUCACAGCCUAGUUGACAAAGGGUCUCUGGAGAAUCAUUGGGAUACGAACAGGAAAGCCGUGAUAUGCUCGGGGUUGUAUAAUCACACUGGCUAUGCGACUAAGUGUGAUUAUUUGAGAGCCAAUCCUCAGUGCAAUUCGGGAGGAUUUUUCAAUUAUAUCAAGUUUUUUUACUGUGACUGUCAAAGUUUUGCUGCUCUUGGGUAUAUUGUCUUAGCAAUUUGGUUGGUGACUUUGUUCUAUCUAUUGGGGAAUACCGCUGCGGAUUAUUUCUGCUCUUCUCUUGAAAAGCUGUCGAAUUUGUUGAAUUUCCCGCCUACCGUUGCAGGGGUGACUCUGCUUCCAUUAGGAAAUGGUGCACCGGAUGUGUUUGCUAGUAUUGCUGCUUUUGUAGGCCGUGAUUCUGGUGAAGUUGGGUUGAAUAGUGUGCUUGGAGGGGCUGUUUUUGUGGUCUGUGUGGUUGUGGGAACUGUUUCGUUGUUUGUCGCGGAGCAAAAUGUGAGAAUUGAUAAGAAAUGUUUUAUUAGGGAUGUGUGUUUCUUUCUCUUUGCCCUGCUUGCUCUAUUUGUUAUUUUGUUGGUGGGUGAGGUGAGUGUUGCUAGUGCAAUUGCCUUCGUAUCUAUAUAUGUUGUUUAUGCACUUUGUGUUGCUGCAAAUGAGAUUGUAAGAAAGUGUACUUGGGGUUUCAAGUUAGAUUCUGUUCCCCCACUGUUGCCAGUUAAGGAGAAGAAGUUACCUGUUUCGAAUGGUGAAGAAAAUGAGUCUUUGCAGGCUCCACUUCUUGAUUCUGAUUCAGCAAAUGGCCUGCCACAUCUCCAGGAAAAGGUGCCUCAUUGGAUGUGGUCUCAAAAUGUGUCUAUCUAUUCAAAUGAAGUGGUAAAGAUAAGUGGCACUGAUGAUCCGAAGCUCUUAUGGGGCUGGAAUGAGGAUGAGAAUUUUGAUGAUCAGUCUUCUUCUUCUUGCUCCAAGUUCUGCUCGAUUUUGGAAUUACCUUUGAUGCUCCCAAGAAGGUUAACGAUACCUAUAGUUGAUGAAGAGCGAUGGUCAAAGGGGUACGCAGUGGGCAGUGCUUCUUUAGCACCUUUGCUCUUGGCGCUUCUUUGGGAUACUCAGGAUAUAAGCCUCCUUGCCAAGGGGAUUGUACUUUUAGUUGGUGCUUUUGUUAGCAGUGUCCUCGGUGUGCUUGCAUUUGUAUACACCAGCUCAGAUCACCCACCUCAAAGGUUCUUAUUACCCUGGGUUCUGGGGGGAUUCUUUAUGAGUAUCAUUUGGUUCUACAUUGUAGCCAAUGAGCUCGUGGCCUUGCUCGUGGCUUUUGGCAUCAUGUUUGGAGUCAAGCCAUCUCUGCUUGCAUUAACCAUACUGGCAUGGGGUAAUUCAAUGGGUGAUUUGAUGUCCAAUGUAGCAAUGGCAAUGAAUGGGGGAGACGGUAUACAAAUAGCAAUAUCGGGAUGUUAUGCGGGGCCUAUGUUCAACACUCUGGCUGGAUUGGGUAUCUCAUUGCUUCUUGGAGCUUGGAACAGCAGACCAGCACCGUAUGUUGUUCCCAAAGAUUCCACCCUGUACUCGACAUUGGGUUUUGUCACCUUAGGACUUGUAUGGUGUCUAGUUGUAUUGCCAUGGAAGAACAUGCAUCCGACAAAGUUGUUAGGAUUGGGGCUUAUGACCAUCUACUUGAUCUUCCUUUCUUUCAGAGCCACAUUUGCCUUGAGUGAUACAUCACUCAAUUUGUAAGUGGAUAUAGAGUAAAAUUUAGUGUAGCAGAGUAGUAACUGUAUCAGUAUAGAUUUUCUUCUCUUUGCUUGGAAAUGUACAUUCUUUUAUACAGUUACAUCAUAAUGUUGAGAAAAUCACAUGUUAAUGGUGAAACUUCAUGACAUUUAUCAUUAACUUUAUAUCCUGACAUGGUUCAUUCUAAAAUCAUUCAUAUUAUAUAGGGCAGUGCAUAUUCAUAAGUCAUCUGUUUUCCUGGUUGUCAAUGGCUUUUGUGGACAUCUCAGUUGGCACAGGGAAAUGAACUAAACAGAAUAAGGAACCUGGAAAACUUCAUUCUCUAUUCUACGAGAACUUUAUGAAAGCCUUGGCCUAAUUCUUAGUCUGAUAAUUGAUCCUACCCCGUUGUUGAGAUGGAGAGAAAAACCUAUGAUAAAUCUUUUCGGGAAAUUUCCAAAUGAACAAUUUCAAUGAAAUCUUCCAAGUUGUUAACCU